Rotaria sordida is the source of this 2202-nucleotide messenger RNA. The record is from the annotation of a GenBank genome assembly. NCBI's taxonomy places the organism in Eukaryota, Metazoa, Rotifera, Eurotatoria, Philodinida, Philodinidae.
AUGAAUUUAUAUAUUGGUACAGAUGGUGAUGGUUUUGGUGCAGGUUCAUUGCCCUUAGGUGUUCAAAGUCCAUAUGGUGCUCUUCGUUUAGGUGCCGAUACUAGUAAUACUUUAGAUAUUCCAAUUGUAUUCAAUCAUUUAGGUGGUUAUCAUUAUUCUGAUACACAUAUAAAUCUUUUUUCACAUACACAUAUGUUUGGAGCUGGUGUACAAGAUUAUGGUGAAGUUGGUAUAAUACCUGUUCAAAUAGAUAAUAAUAAACAUUUACAAGAAAUGAUUUCUAAACAUAAUGGUUAUCGUAGUGAAUUUCAACAUGAACGUGAAAUUAUUGAACCAGGUUAUUAUCAAGUUUAUCUUCAUACACAUAAAAUAAAUGUUGAAUUAACAGCUACAGAACAAGUUGGUAUACAUCGUUAUUCAUAUGAUAAAAUAAAAAAUAAACAACAUGUUAUACUUAUUGAUAAUAGUUAUACAUUACAAGCAGAUGUAUGUAAUCGAAGUCAUAUUAAAAUUGAUUCAAUAAAUCAUGAAAUAACAGGAUUAAUUUUUUUUCAAGGAUCACUUUCAGGACGUUUUGGUGGUGUAACAACUUAUUUUGUUAUUACAUUAAAUAAUUGGUCUAAAUUUGGUGUAUGGAAUAAUGGACAAAUAAUUGAAGAACAAAAUGAAAUUGAUGGAUGUUCAUCAGGUGCUUAUAUUAUUUUAUCUGAUGAACAAGAACAAAUAACAAUGUACGUUGGAAUUAGUUUUAUUUCAAUUGAACAAGCACGUACUAAUUUACAUGUACAAACAAAUAUGUUUCAAUCAUUUGAUUCUAUUCGAACAAUUGUACAACAAAAAUGGCUUGAUGAAAUAGAAAGAUUUGAAGUUAGUGCUGAAUGGGAUCGUGAAGCUGAAAUUAAAUUUAAUACAGCUUUGGUUCAUUCAUUAUCAAGUCCAACACAAUGGGAUGAAUCAAAUGGUGUUUAUCUUGGAUUUGAUGGUCAAAUUCAUACUAAACCUAAUUAUAUGCAACAUGUUUAUACUGAUUUAUCCAUAUGGGAUAUAUUUCGUACACAAAUACCAUUUAUUGUUUUUCAUGAUUCACAGCGAGCAAAUGAUAUUAUACAUUCAAUAAUGAUUAAUGUUGAGCAAGGUAGUGAUUUACCAAAAUGGCCUUUUGCUAAUGGUUAUACAGGUUGUAUGAUAGGUUCACAUGCUGAUAUACUUAUAAGUGAUUUAAUUAUGAAAAAAGAACAUGAUAAUUAUUUAAAUUUAACACAAGUUAUUCAAGCUUUAAGAAAAGUUGCUAAUCAAAAUCAAGUACAUGAUGGUCGAUUUGAUCCAUCAACAUAUAUACAAUAUGAAUAUGUUCCUUAUGAUAUGGAUCAACAAUCAGCACCAUUGACAUUAAGCUAUGCAUAUGAUGACUGGGCUAUUGGAAAUGUUAUGAAUGCUGCUGGUUUGACCGAUGAAGCUAAAGAAUAUUAUAGACGAGCAACAUGGUUUGAACAUGUUUUUGAUAAUAAAACAAAAUUUUUUUGUCCAAAAAAUAAAGCAGGCAAAUUUGAGUGUCCAACCAAUGAAAUUGAAUUUUUAAAUCCAUUUGAUAAUAGAUAUGUAGAAGGUGAUGCUUGGCAUUAUCGAUUUUUUGUACCACAUAAAUAUUCGUUAGAAUAUGAUGUGAACACAUUAAAUACCUUUUUUCAACUUGGGCAACUAUGGGACACAACAUUAUUACCAAAUCCAUAUUAUUGGCCAGGUAAUGAACAUAAUCUAUUCUCAGUCUGGCAAUUUAACUAUGCUAAUCGUUCUGAUCUUACACAAAAAUAUGCACGAUGGCUAUUAAAUCAUGCUUAUACAAUAAAACCUGAUGGAUUACCAGGUAAUGAUGAUUAUGGAACAAUGUCUGCUUGGUAUAUAUUUACUAGUAUGGGAUUUUAUCCACUUUCUGGUUCAUCAACAUAUUUAAUUGGUAGUCCAGCAUUUGAUCGUAUAAAAAUUACUCGAAAUAAAAACGAAUGUAUUUUAUUAAUAAAUGUUCAUAAUAAUUCUCCAACAAAUAUUUAUGUUGAACGUGUAUUAUUGAAUGGUAAAAUUUUAUCAACAUUUCCAUUUAUUGAUCAUAUAAAUGAUUUGAAGUGUUCGAAUAAUAAUAAUCAAUCAAAUAUUCAAUUAGAUUUUUUUAUGUCAUCAACUCCUUUAUUAUUAUAUGACAAAUAA